This is a messenger RNA of Larimichthys crocea (large yellow croaker), 2012 nucleotides long. It is a transcript of the gene dnaaf1, whose product is annotated as dynein axonemal assembly factor 1. The record is from RefSeq and is a predicted model, not a curated record. NCBI's taxonomy places the organism in Eukaryota, Metazoa, Chordata, Actinopteri, Sciaenidae. Gene Ontology annotation, biological process: axoneme assembly. Gene Ontology annotation, molecular function: dynein complex binding; protein binding. The coding region runs from base 21 to 1856 and encodes 611 amino acids. Gene Ontology annotation, cellular component: axoneme. The transcript is spliced from 2 exons.
AUUUGAUAUAUUUUUGUCGGAUGUCCACUGCUGAAGUCCGGGAAACGAUGGGAGAUGAAGUGAUACCAACGACUUCUACCAAAGCCGGGGUGGAUGUCAUGAUGAAGGUUGGAGCUCAAGAAAACAAGGAAAAUAACAACAAGCAAAGGGGACUUCAGGAGAAAGAGGAGAAACAUUCAGGGCCACGGAUGACCAAGAAAUUCCUGAAAGACCACUGUAAACAGAACAAACUUUACAUAACGCCUUGCCUGAAUGACACAUUGUAUCUGCAUUUCAAAGGUUUCUCCACCAUUGAGAACUUGGAGGAGUACACAGGACUGAAGAGUCUCUGGCUGGAAAGCAAUGGGCUUCAGCGCAUUGAAAACCUGGAUGCCCAGUCUGAUCUGCGCUGCUUGUUCCUUCAGCAGAACCUCAUAGACAAGCUGGAAAACCUUGAACCUCUGAAAAAGCUCAGCACCUUGAAUGUCUCCAACAACUACAUAACCAUCAUAGAGAACAUCUCCUGCCUUCCUCAACUGAGCACCCUGCAGAUUGCCCAUAACAAGCUGGAGACUGUGGGGGACAUAGAGCAUCUGAGUCAGUGUCUGGCAAUCAGCGUGCUGGAUAUGUCUCACAAUCUGUUUAAGGACCCCAAGAUCCUGUCUGUACUUGAGGCCAUGCCAGAACUGAGGGUGCUAAAUCUAAUGGGGAAUGAAGUGAUAAGAAAAAUACCAAACUACAGGAAGACCAUGAUUGUGCACCUCAAGCAGCUGACCUUCCUUGAUGAUCGCCCUGUGUUUCCAAAAGACAGGGCCUGUGCAGAGGCAUGGGCAGUUGGAGGGCUGGAUGGGGAGCGAGAAGAGAGGGAAAGAUGGGAAACACGAGAGAGGAUGAAAAUUCAGGAGAACCUUCAAUACAUGGCGACGAUUCGAAAGGAAGCUUUGGAGAGACGACGCCUUCGAGAGCUUCAGGAGAAAGGAGGGGAUGAGGAUUCCACCACCCCACAGAAUCCAUGUGAGGAAAGCAACACCCAGAUUUUGACUCCAUCACAAGGGGAGAAGAUCCAAGCCUUUGUGCAGGACACACUGGAUGCCCAUGAAGAGUUCUUGCAGAGUCAGUCAACAAAGGAGCCCAAUGAAUGGCCAAACAGUGGUCAUUUACAAGCAGAGCACCCAGGUCAACAGUUCAUGUUUGAGAAAGAUGACAAGGAUGAAUCACAGAUGAAGCAGUCUGUGGAGGAAGAGCAAGAAGGGCUGGAUCCAGAGUACUCAACACAAGAUGAAGGAAGUAUUGCAAGAAAGAUGUUAGAACAAGUGGAAGAUAACAAACAAAACACAUUUAUGAGAGAUGAAACAGAGAGAGAGCAGCCAAAAAUGAGUGUGAAGUUUGAGAAGAAACAGUCUUCUCUGAUCAGGGAAACUCCUCCUGAUGAAGAUGAGCUUGUACCAGCACAUGGUCCCGGACCACUGGUUACAGAGCUGGAGGAUGAAGAGCAGCUGGAAACUAUUCAUCUUCCUUUAAAUCGCUCACUGUGUAUUGAUGACCUGCCUGAUCUGGAGGAUGUAGACCUAGAAGACGCAGCGAUGUUCUCUCCUCAGCAUGUGUUCAAACCAAAAAUAGAGGUCAUAUCAGGAGGCAAUGAUGAGGACGAACCAAUUGGCAACCUGAGUGAGGGCACCCUGACACUUGGCCCAGACAAAAAUUCAUUGUUCUUAAUGAGCGGCUGCAACAAAUCAAGUGUGGUCUCCAACAAAUCUUCAUCAUUGAUGUAUCCAGAAGAUGGGGACACCCUUGAGCCACUAAUCUUUGAACCAAUGGGAACAAAAACAAUCCAAACUUCCUCCCCACCACGCUGCCUGAUUGAGGAGCUGGAGUGAUGUUUAAGAUUUGGGUUUUUUUUGUCAGAAAACAAUGAUUAACUCUAUAUCUAUGACUUCAAAUUAAAUAUGUCUUAAUGCUGACAGGCAAUAGACCAUUUUGGUUAUAUGGUACUUAAUUGUAACACUGUGAAAACAAAUAAAUUACUAAGUCUG